Messenger RNA from Solea solea (common sole), 2477 nucleotides. It is a transcript of the gene plp2b, whose product is annotated as proteolipid protein 2b. The record is from RefSeq and is a predicted model, not a curated record. The coding region runs from base 324 to 911 and encodes 195 amino acids. NCBI's taxonomy places the organism in Eukaryota, Metazoa, Chordata, Actinopteri, Pleuronectiformes, Soleidae. Gene Ontology annotation, cellular component: membrane. The transcript is spliced from 5 exons.
AAUAGCACUGGUGAUAAACAUUUGGUCAUAGGGUAGCAUAGACUAACCUCUGAGGUGUGGAAAAAUAUACACUAGCUGAAAGUGAGUUUGUGGAAUUUCCAAGGCGCUUGUGAGUUUGGCAGUGCAGUAAAUGCUCCACGAGAACCUUCCUGGCUCCGCUCCUCUUCCCUCAAACUGAACACAAGAGUUUUCCUGUGAAGCUGCUGAGACCAACACGAUAUUACACCAAGAUUAUUUUUAAUCGGUGAAGUUGAUUCAACCUGCAAUUUGAAAAAAUAACUUCCAGUUAGUUUGAGCGCAAGCAGCAGUUACUCGGUGUCCAUAUGUUGUCACACAAAAUGGAUGAUUCAACUGAGUUGGCUGAUAUAACUGGAAUGGCUGAUCUAACCGAUAUGGCUGAUCUAACCGAACUAUCCGAUAUAACCAAAAUGUCUGAUACAGCUGCAAUAACUGAUACAGCCAGGCCUAGGUUCGUUGUUUAUUCCCGGGAGCAGUUCAAAAGUUAUGUGAAAACACCGAAAGGCUUCAUACUGGCAUCAGAAACACUCCUCAGCUUAAUCAUCCUCAUCUGCUAUGCCGCGUCUCUGUACGGAGGAUACUCUGCUGUGGCCAUCUGUGAGAUGAUCUUCUCCAUGAUUUUCUUUGGCAUCUUCAUGAUGGAGCUGGACAAGCAGAUCCUAGUGGUCAACUGGCUCUGGACUGAUCUUUUCCGCGCUGGUAUCGGUGCCCUCCUUUACAUCAUCACCUCUCUGAUUUGUGUCAUUGGCGGAGCCGGGGACGGCGCUCGUAUCGCAGGCGGGGUGUUUGGUUUGAUCGCUGGUCUGUUGUUCGCCUACGACACCUACACCAUCUACAUGCAAAUCAAGAGCAGCAGGCAGCACAAUCCAGCUCCCACCCAUGACUCAGUUUAAACACAGACGCGUGCACUUGUGUCAAGAACAUUGAGGAGGACUGAGAAGAUAUUUUGUGGCGAUUUUAACAGAAGGGUGGAGCAGAGGAAACGAUGGACAGUAAAAACGAAUGGAUCACAGUUUUUUGUUUUUUUCAAUGCCACUGAAAGGUUUGAGCAGAUGAGAGAUUUGUUUUUAAGGCCGUGUCUGAUGGAAGGAUGACAUAGCCAAACGUGAGUGUCAGACAUAACCCCGUCUACCACACGAGGAAACCCUCUCACACUUUUAGUCCAACCUCAACGUACCACUGAUUUAAAAAAAAAAAAAAGGGAAACUGUAAACAAUACAGUGUAAAACUUAAUUUGAUGUUGUCGUGGAGCUUGUCUGAUACAUGUCUCCUGUUAACACACUGCUGUAUGAAGUCGUAACCGUGUCACUCGGACUAAAAGUUGUAAUAGACACGUGAAUGGGUGGUUUAGAGAUGGUUGAACAUAAUUAUGCUCCUCUGCAGUUUGGUAUCUUGAGUUUUCACAACGUUUUAAACAUUUCCUGCUGUUACUUAAUCAUUACUUCCUGUGUGUUGCAGUGCCUUGAAGUCUCAUUUACAUUAACCAUUACCUUACCCUGUUCCAUCUUUUACACAUGAAGUGGCCUUCUGUCUUGUAUCAGCAAUCUUUUUGGGUGUUUUUCUACUAAUCAGGGUUUAGUCCAUAUCAUUGGCAACCAUAGAUGUCCAUUAACUGUCAACUUGUUCCUAAUUUGAGUCUCUGCUUUCGCCUGUCUACUUUGAUUCUCAGGCGAGAUAAGAUUAGAUUAAGUUUAAUUGCUCCAACACUGGAAAUUCAUGUGUUGCAGCAGCAAAUAUUCAGUGACAAAUAGAAAAUAGGUGUUUAAUAAACAGAAAUAUAUAAACUCAGAAUAUUCAGAUUUAAGAAAAUGAAAAAAAAAAAGAAAACUAUUUGAAAAUAAUAUUUACAUAAUGCCUGUAUACAAACCUUUCACUGCAGAGAUUACAUGAAAAUUGCUCAGGUUGUGUUUUUCUUUUCCCUUACAUUUUGUGUGCCUAAUAUUUUUUAAAUAGUUAGUUUUUACAGUCCAGUUGUGAAAUAAUUUUUGUAAUCCGUUUUUGAGUUUUAUCGGGCCGAUGAACUAAGAACAAACAUCUGAAGAAAUAUCAAAUAGAUGACAUAUUAUGAAUCAUAAGUAUGUUCUGUAUCUGUUUCCUGUACCCUUUCUGUAUGAUCUGUCUAAAACAUUCUUCUUGUUACCGUCAUGUUACCACAAUGAUGUUUCCUAACAGGUUUUUCAUGAGUCUGCAGUUUGUAAUUUUGUAAUUUAAAGCAUGCCAUGCUUUGGGGAAAUAAAAGCCAUUGUCACUGCAAAGAAAAUCUGUCGAUACUACACAAUCCAGUUUUGCUCAACAACAGCUUGAUUGUGAACUGUGACUGUCUGGAUGCUUUAUGUGCAAAUGUGUCUUCUCUUAGAUUGCCACUAGAUGGUAGCAGACUUUUACACUUCAAAAUUUCAAAUGGACUGCUAAAUUGCUAAAACUGCUUGAGCCUCAUAAAUUAAAGUGUAGAACCACGA